This is a messenger RNA of Folsomia candida, 1900 nucleotides long. RefSeq names its product organic cation transporter protein. Bases 132 to 1760 code for a protein of 542 amino acids. NCBI's taxonomy places the organism in Eukaryota, Metazoa, Arthropoda, Collembola, Entomobryomorpha, Isotomidae. Gene Ontology annotation, cellular component: membrane. Gene Ontology annotation, molecular function: transmembrane transporter activity. The record is from RefSeq and is a predicted model, not a curated record. The transcript is spliced from 10 exons. Gene Ontology annotation, biological process: transmembrane transport.
AUUAGCACAUGUGUCUUACACUUCUGGUCUUGUUGGGGUCAGUUAACUUUGCUCGAGUCCAGUCCAGCAGUCGGUGCAAUGCAAUAAUAUCAUAAACUUGUGCAGCUGAAAUCAACUGUAUUUCGUUAAAAAUGGACGCUGAUCCUUUACUAGAAAAUUUGAUGGGGCAGUUGGGUGAUUUUGGAAAUUACCAGAGGAGACAACACCUAUUACACAUUUUGUCCUCAUUUCUUGCUGGAAUUCACAUGCUAUCCUUGACCUUUAUCGCUCCGACUCCAAAUCAUCGAUGUUUUAUUGAAAGUCUUGAUAACAACUCGUCAAGUUAUGACCUCGGGAAUUCUUCCAUCCUUUCAAGUUAUAUCCCUCUCAAUAAGGAUGGAGACUUGGACUCGUGUCUCAAAUAUGUGUACGCGGACACAAAUGAGACAGCCACUUGUAAUGGGAAUUACGUUUUUGACACGUCGUAUUACAAAUCGUCGCGUGUAAUUGAGUGGGGACUCGUCUGUGGAGAAAGGUGGAAGCGAGCCUUGCUUCAAUCCGUCUACAUGUUUGGCGUCUUAAACGGGGCUGUCUUUCUGGGAUCGCUGGCUGACACAUUUGGACGAAAACCCAUCUUUUACUUCUCGGGAAUAUUGCAACUUGUUUUUGGCGUUGCUUCAGCAUUCGUGUCAAAUUAUUAUGUGUACGCUGUUCUGCUAUUUUUCUACGGUGCGUUUGGAUCAUCAGGGAGUUAUGUCACUGGUUUUGUUUUAUCAAUGGAAUUGGUUGGACCAUCUAAAAGAACCCUUUGUGGAACCGCUUUCAGCAUUUCUUUCGCCGUUGGAGUCAUGGUGGUCGCAUUUUGGGCUUGGCUGAUACCGAAUGUGGAACUACUUCAAGUAGUUUACGGACUCCACAGCCUCGUCCUUAUUGGACAUUGGUGGCUGGUGGACGAAUCUAUCAGAUGGCUUUGGGGGCAAGGGCGUGUGAAGGAGGCUGUCGCAAUAGCCAAGAAGGCCGUUGAAAUGAAUGGAAAGCAUUUGAUUAAUAAUUAUCACGAUGGAAGAGCAGCCACGAAUAGGGUUCGAGAGGAAGAGGAAUCUUACGGUGUCAUGGAUCUCUUCCGAACUCCUAAUUUACGUUGUCGGACUCUCAAUGUGGCGUAUAAUUGGUUCGCCAAUAGCCUGGUGUAUUACGGGCUUUCUUUUAACAUUGGAACUCUACCCGGAAACCCUUUUUUCAUCCUCUUUCUCAAUGGACUGGCUGAAUUUCCGGGUUAUUUUAUUGUCAUCGUAUUAUCUGACAGAACUGGAAGGAGGUCACUUUCUUCGUUGCUACUCUUUCUGGGAGGAUUAUCUUGUGUCGUCAUUGCUUUCAUUCCCAGAGGAUCUAUUGUCACUGCGAUUGCGAUGCUGGCAAAAAUUGCUGUCGCUGGUUCCUUUGCAAUCAUUUAUAAUUUUACUGCAGAACUCUAUCCGACCGUGAUAAGAAAUUCUGCAGUUGGAAUAAGUGCAAUGGCUGCAAGAACGAGUGGGAUGAUUACUCCACAGAUUAUUUUAUUGGAUUCGAUAGGACGGGAAAUACCUACAAUAAUUUUUGGCUGUGUAGCAAUCGUUGCUGCCUUUCUAGCACUCUUUUUGCCAGAAACACUGAACAAAGAAAUGCCUCAAACGCUUGAAGACGGUGAGAACUUUGGCCGGGGUGACACAGGUUUUAGAACGUUAUCCAGAGCGAUAAGUCGUCGAAGGUAUCGGGAAGCGGGGACAAGACUUCAUCGUUAAGAGGAGACAAAAAUUAAGAAUUAUGCUUAUCUAGUCCGUUGCAUUUUUCGUUUCUAAUUAAAACUGGCCAUAAUUGAAAUACUGUGUUUUUCAUAAAUUACCAUUCGUUCAUCUGAUUAACAAAAGUGCGUAAUACACGA